AUGUGCAUUGCAAGUUUAGCUGAAAAGGUUAUCGGUGGUAUCGUUUAUCUAACAGUUUCGGUUCAAUUCGAAGAGAUACCAUUUUCAGCUCGUAAUGAAAAGUUAGGUGAAGCGUCAUUAUCGAAAUUGCUCACUGAAGUUGGUGAUAAACGUAAAUCGAACAUCAAAUACCAUCAGUUGGACAUCACGAAUCGCGAUAGCAUACAGAAAUUCGCCGAUCACAUAAAGAAAGAAUAUGGUGGUUUCGAUGUUCUCAUCAAUAAUGCCGGAUUCGCUUUUAAGACGGAUGCUACGGAACCACCAGAGGAACAAGCACGUGUGACGAUCGCUGUCAAUUAUGAGGGUACCAAACAAACUUGCGAUAUACUCUUUCCACUGCUGCGUAACGGUGGACGGUUUGUUUUCAUUGAAUCAUCCAACUUUGGCAUUCUCAUUGAAGAUUUUCUUUUCCUUUCAGUUGCAUUUCCCAUCCGUUUAAGUUGCAUUUCACAUCUCAAAAACUCAGUUCAUUUACUGCGUGGUUCAAGCUCAUUUCAAGCGGGUAUGCUGGAGGGUCAUUACAGUCAACAAAUAAUAGACACACUCACGAAACCCACACUGACCGUGGCCGAAAUCGAUAAAUUCACGAAGGAUUAUAUUCAAGGAUGUAUUGACGGGAACAUAAAAGAGAAGGGUUAUUUACGUCAAUCAGCUUAUGGUGUUUCAAAAGCUGCGAUGAUUGCAUUAUCAUUGGUUCAGUCACGUCAGCUCAAGUCAAGAAAUAUCAUCGUCAACGGGUGUUGUCCAGGAUAUGUUGAUACGGAUAUGACAAGUCAUAAAGGUCCGUUAACGAUUGAACAGGGUGCUGAUACACCCAUAUAUUUAGCUACGCUUGAGGGUGAUGAGCCGAAUGGUUGCAUGGUUUACCAACGGAAACCACUCAACUGGGCCGGUGGCAAAUCAAUCUUUUGA
Molecule: messenger RNA, 951 nt
Organism: Anisakis simplex (herring worm)
Lineage: Eukaryota; Metazoa; Nematoda; Chromadorea; Rhabditida; Anisakidae
Source: the annotation of a GenBank genome assembly